This is a messenger RNA of Punica granatum (pomegranate), 2614 nucleotides long. Lineage: Eukaryota; Viridiplantae; Streptophyta; Magnoliopsida; Myrtales; Lythraceae. The record is from RefSeq and is a predicted model, not a curated record.
AACAUCCCACCACAUAGAGAAAGAGAGAGAGAGAGAGAGAGAGACUGAAUUGCAGAGAGAACACUGAACGAGGUGCUCUCCCUCUGGUCGGGUCUCCGCUAAAGCCAACAGUCUCCUUCCCCCCCACUCACCAUUAAUAUUAUUAUGAGCAGCCCCCCCUCUUCUUCCCCUUCCCCAAACAUCAGCCAUCAUCAGCUUCUGCUGCUUCACCCUCCCCUGCAACCCCAACCCCAACAACAACAAGAGCAAGAAGAUCCGUCACCUUCUUCCAAUUGCAACGAUGACAAUAUUUCUGAUCUCUCCCAGGGCCAAACCCUAAGCAAUAAUAGCGGCAACAGCACCAGCUCCGCCACAGCUGCCGCCUCCUCCAGCCCCCUCGCCUCCACCGCCGAUAACGCAUGUAGCUCCACCAGCACCGCCGGCGGCCGCAAGGGCAAGGGCAAGGGCAAGGGCGGCCCCGAUAAUAACAAGUUCAGGUACAAAGGGGUGCGGCAGCGGAGCUGGGGAAAGUGGGUGGCGGAGAUCCGCCAUCCCCGAGGCCGGAGCCGCAAGUGGCUGGGAACCUUCAACACCGCCGAGGACGCCGCCCGUGCUUACGAUCGUGCAGCCCUCAUCCUCCACGGCCCUAAGGCCCAGCUCAACCUCCAGCCUCCUCCAUCCUCCGCCUCUACUGCAGCAUCCUCCUCCUCCUCUUCGUCCUCCUCCACGACCCAGACCCUCCGCCCACUCCUACCCCGCCCUUCCAACUACGGGGCCGGCAGCCUGCCCUUCGCGGGCUACCCACCUUACGCGGCCUACUUCACCUACCCUAGCACCACCCCACACUUCGGCGCCCUGCAAUGUUCCAAUACCACGGUAGUACCAAAUAACUCACAGUGCUCCUCGGGGUGGUCAGAACUGCAGGCACAGCACGACAAUUAUCGGCGAGCUCUGUGUUCGGAAGAGGUAGCAAGGGGAACGGGAGAGGACCACGCGGUUGUCGCUGCUGUCACUGCACCAAUCCAAAACCCUAACCCUAGUUGUGAUGAUCAGCAUCAUCAGGAACAGCAACCACAGAUCCAUAUUCAGAACCCCGGUGAUGCAAACUCGCUCAUCGGCUUGGUGGACGCGAGCCUCUCCCUCACUUCACAGGCAGUGUCGUCGCCUCUGGGGCCAGAUCCAGCAAUUGUGGCCAGCGGCCCAGGCUCACCGCCGCCUCCGAUGUGGCCGCUAACGAAUGAGGAGUACCUCCAGCAUGGCCUCUGGGACUACGGCGACCCUUUCUGGUAUGAUUUUUGAGCAAACCCGGGUCUCAGGAGAAAAGAGAUUUAUUAUACAUAUAAUAGGUAGAUGAAAUAUUUGGAUCAAAAGCAAUUAUAUAUGAAUUGAUAUAUUUUUAGUUUGCAAAAGAUGAUGUGGAUGGAUAUAUCAGACAUCCAUGAUUCUUUCAAAUAGUCUACAUGCGAAGAUUCUUCGGUUAUGAUCGGGAUCAUUCGAAGAGGCUAGCAUGCCAUUUUCGAUUUAAAAUUUGCAGAAAUUGUCCAAGUAUAUCAAGGAUGCACGUGGAACUGCUGCGUAUGUGGAACAGUUGAUAUUGCAACAGUAAGUAAAUUCUCUGAUUCAAGAAGUUCAGGAUCACCGUAUUACAUUGGGAUUUUUUUGUUGUUUCGUGUUGAAAGAUUCAGAGGAAGCGGUUUCCUUUGAUUCAUUAUCAGAUGACAGCAAUCUCCAAGAGGGAAUUUACAUUCAUAGGCUGUUGGUCUUGGUGUUCUUCUUCAUGAUUCAACUUCAUAGUCAAUAGGUUAGGGAAAGAUUUAGUUUUUUUUUCUUUUCCCUUGAGGUAUUUUUAGAUUCUAAUUAGAUCUUUCCCAGUUUUACUCCCCACCCCCAGUUGAGGCUGAAGCAUGUACUUAAGAAUCAUUGUAUCCUAUUGUAGUAAUUGGAAUAAUCAAUUCAAUGUUGAGCCAAAAAAAGAAAAAACAAUGAAUUUCUUAAUUAGUUACAUAUUAUCAUCUCUUCUAAACGAUCAAUCCAUUUGCAAUUAGUUUUUCUAGCUAAAACUGCAUUUGAUUCCUAAAUAUUCUCACUGUAAGUCAUUGAAUUAAAACUCCAUACGUAUCGAAUGCGACACAUCGGCGAUCGAGAGUUGGUGCAUUUUAGCCUAACUAUUUGGGACUCAAGUAAUCGAUUGAAAGAGUAGGGAUUUUGCUAAUCUUCAAUGUUUCUCAUUCUCUUCUAGGAAACCAAGAUGAGAAUAUAGAUAUGCUCCUUUUUAUUUAUGUAAUAAGAUGAAAUGUUUCUUGGGUGAAAUAUAUGUGCAUAUGUUUAUACAUUUCUUAUCUAUGUCUGCCAUAUAUUUACUAAGGUAAGAGAAAGAAAUCAAUUUUAAACCUAUAUAAUGGUAAUGCUCUGCAUACAUUUUAAUUUCUCAUGGGAGAUGAGCAAUUUUUUUUUUCUUUUUUUUUGGGGUAAGGGGAUAUAAGUAAUUGUAUGCGCUCGCACAUAUAGUGGACAUGUAUUGGUUGGUGGAAUAUAUGCUGCAACUCCUGAACUCCUGGAAACCAGUGUAUGUAUGUGUAUACAGUACGCAGGAGAUAUGACAUUUUUUUAUCAGUUCACAAUAAUAUGUGUUGUA